Hipposideros armiger (great roundleaf bat) is the source of this 6795-nucleotide messenger RNA. It is a transcript of the gene PARVB, whose product is annotated as parvin beta. NCBI's taxonomy places the organism in Eukaryota, Metazoa, Chordata, Mammalia, Chiroptera, Hipposideridae. The transcript has 13 exons. Bases 2842 to 3942 code for a protein of 366 amino acids. Gene Ontology annotation, biological process: establishment or maintenance of cell polarity regulating cell shape; lamellipodium assembly; substrate adhesion-dependent cell spreading. Gene Ontology annotation, cellular component: focal adhesion; cytoplasm; actin cytoskeleton. The record is from RefSeq and is a predicted model, not a curated record. Gene Ontology annotation, molecular function: actin binding.
UGCUCAGAGCUCAGGCUCCCAAGCCAGCUCUUAACCAACGAGCCACUCAGCCGGCCCCAUCAAGUCCAUUCUUGAUUGUCAUCUGCAGCACACGCGUGCGCACACACAUACACCCAUUACAACUAACACAAUAAUUAACAAAACACUUCCAACCUGCAUUUUAACAAGAAAUCAUCCCUUUCUCCAGCCCAAGAGGUUCAAGAAAAACAGAGUACGUGAAUGCGUUGCGUUUAGUCUGAGACUGCAAAGGUCAGCUCUCAGCCCGGGGAAGGGAACCAUCAUGAACUUUUCCCAGAAGGAGCUGCUUUGCAUGAAAUUUUAGUAAUAAGCACCACGCUUGCAUUUAAAAUAUGACUAUGUUUUUAUACAAAUGAUGUCUACAAAAUUCCAGGUGCCCUGCUAUCGUGUUAAGGCCCAGGUCAGUUCAUCUCACAACUCAGAAUCUCUUGGUUGUAGAGAGUAGUCCUGCUUGAAAUAGGUGGGCAGCUGUCAGGGCAUGGGUGUCUACUUCCAGAGAAAUUCUUCUGUAGUUUAAUGACAUUUUUAAAAGUAGGAUCCCGCCGUCUCUGCAGGGUUCCAAUUAGCAGUUACCAAAUGAACAUUGUAAAUUCUCUGCAUCCACCGGGAAGCUGGACCCACUGAUGCAAUAUUCAAACAGUUCUUCAGUGGCACCGACUGCACGUACACAGCACUGCACCUGGGCUCACUGAUCCCCAUGGCCAGGGGCAUGGCUCUACUCCAUUUGUUUCUCAGGGCUACAUUUCUGCUCACUCUCUCCUGGUCACAGGCUCUCCACCUGGGGUCUGUGUGUGUGCCAAGGGCAGUGUGUGUGUGUGGGCGGCCUGUGGGCCUCCCGAAACAAUAUGCAACAUCUCGUGUGUGCGUUUCUUGAGAGUAGGCCAUCGGACCCACGUGUCAGGUGCUCACAGGGACUAGAGACCCCCUGCCCUGUGUCAGUGGCCCUGCAGCAUUUGGAGAGCACUGUCCAGCCCUGACUGUGCCAGGAUCCCACUGGACCUCAAUAACCAAAUUCACGACCUUUCUGCGUCCCCCCCAGCUUGGUUAGUAACACCCCAAAUCGGGCCACGUGAAGCCUCAGAGACCUCUGAUCUUUCACUGUCUCUAACCCUGGCCUCCAAUUAUUGUCCAAAUGUUGUGGUUCGCAGCCUUGAAAGUUCAUUCUUACCUGCCUGUCUCUCCCCUCUGCCACUGCCUCGAGGCUGGGCCCCACCAGCUCUGGCCAGGCCCAUUCCAGCAGCUUCCUACUUGGUCUCCGGCUGGGAGUUUUGCUUCGGCGCCGUCCAUCCUCUGCAGCAAUCCUACGUGCCCGGCCUCUGUUCACACCCUUUCAGUGGCCCAGGGUCACUGAUCUCAUCGCCUUCAGCCCCUCACCCCGUCCGCACCAGGUAGCUGGCUGUUCCUGUCCUGCCUUCUUCAUAUGCCCCGGGUAUGUGGGUCUUUGCAUCUAUUCCCCCCUCCCUUCUGCCUACUGAGUCUUGUCUCCUAUCCCUGUCAAGCCUCCUCACCAACACAUCCCCUCCCUGCCCCGCUUUCUGGGUCCCUAAAUGCAUGACUCCUGGUCCUGUGUCACUGUGUCUGUGCACAUUCUCCUGGAUUACGAACUCCCGGAGGACAAGGCUCUGUCCUUGUGAUCUGUGCAGCCCCAGGGGCGGGACAGGGCCCGGCACCCACGUGGCCUACGUCAAUGGUGGCUGAACGGGACUGAAGGAGUCAGUGUGCUGUGAGGCUGAGUCAGCACAGCGCGCGAUGGAAAAACCACCUCACAUCCCCACAUGCAGACCCAGGCUCUCCCGCCCUUGGCAGUCAGUCCUCCUCUGAUAGCUCCUAUCUGUGGGUGACCGACCCCACCCGUCUUCCCGGCCCAGCAAGCAACAGCCUUAACUCUUCCCACUCCCUCAAGUCUGGGGCUUCUCCUAUCCGCGAGGGUCUCCGGAAAUCUGUUCACUUCCCUCCUAAGUCACCGCGGGCCUGGGAACUGGUCUCUGCCUUACUCCUUCUGCACCCACUGUCCACACAUAAGGCAACUUCUUUAUGGAUCCAAAUGGAAUCGUGUCACCUCAAACCUUAACACCCUUCCUCAGCUCCCAGUACUUCCAAGGCCUGCACUGCCCUCUUCUCCCCUUAGGGCCCCGACUCUAUCCCCUGGUCCUGCUUCUCCGUGGGCCUGAACACCUGGCCCUGUUUCCUAUGGCUUCAUGUCACCUCUUCAGGAGACAAUCCCCUGCUCCCCUAGGCCAGGGUUAGGAGUUCAUUGAGGGUGCCUAUCCCCCAGCACCGCUCAUCAGGCUUGCAGCUUCUUAAGGGCGGGGACAGUUCACAGGGGUUCCCUCAGCCUCAGGCCUAAUUACGGGUAGACGCUCAGCAAGUGAAAGGAACUAUUGGUGCCGUGAUUUGAUGCCCGCGGGCACAGCGACGGCCACGGAUGUUGCACUCCCCCUCGGAGCCAGUCAGCAUAAAAGCAAAGCCCGCCAAGCUCAGGGCUCAAGCGGAGAACAAAAGGAUGCAGGAUGCGCCCCAGGGGUCUGUCCCGGCCGCGGCCCAAGAGCGGCCCCGCCCUUCACUUCCUAGAGAGAGUGAAGUGCAGCGUGGGAAGCGCCGGUGGCUCGCGGGGAGCCCGCGGGCUGGAAGCCGUGACCGCACAGCCCAAGACCAGACCGACCUCAGGCAGCGGGCGCUGCAGGGCGAGGGGCGGGGCGGGCGGCUAGCGCUGGGGCCGCGCCCUCCAGCCACUCCCCGGGGCGACGAGGCGCCAGGGCGGCCACCAGGCGGCUCCCCCAAGCGCUUGCGCCCACCCCCGGCCGCCGGUGUCCCCCGCGGCCCAUGUCCUCUGCGCCGCAGCUGCGCUCGUCUCCCCUGCGGCCCCCCAAGAUGAAGAAGGACGAGUCGUUUCUGGGCAAGCUGGGCGGCACGCUGGCGAGGAAGAAGAAGGCCAGGGAGGUGACUGACCUACAGGAAGAAGGCAAAAAUGCCAUCAACUCACCCAUGUCCCCUGCCUCGGCGAACCUGCACCCUGAAGACACCCUGCUAGAGGAGAACGAGGAACGCAGGAUGAUCGACCCCACCUCCAAGGAUGACCCCAAAUUCAAGGAGCUGGUCAAGGUUCUCAUCGACUGGAUCAACGACGUCCUGGUGGAAGAAAGGAUCAUCGUGAAACAGCUGGAGGAGGACCUUUACGACGGCCAGGUGCUGCAGAAGCUCUUGGAAAAACUGGCGGACUGCAAGCUGAACGUGGCCGAGGUGACACAGUCCGAAAUAGGGCAGAAACAGAAGCUGCAGACGGUGCUGGAAGCCGUGCAUGACCUCCUGCGUCCUCACGGCUGGGCACUCCAGUGGACCGUAGACUCAAUCCAUGGGAAGAACCUGGUGGCCAUCCUGCACCUGCUCGUGUCCCUGGCCACACACUUCCGGGCCCCGAUCCGCCUCCCCGAGCACGUCUCUGUGCAAAUGGUGGUCGUGCGGAAGCGGGAAGGCCUGCUCCAUUCCAGCCACGUCACAGAGGAGCUGACCACGACCACGGAGAUGAUGAUGGGGCGGUUUGAGCGGGACGCCUUCGACACCCUCUUCGACCAUGCCCCGGACAAGCUCAGCGUGGUGAAGAAGUCCCUCAUCACAUUUGUGAACAAGCACCUGAACAAGCUGAACUUGGAGGUGACGGAACUAGAGACCCAGUUUGCAGAUGGCGUGUACCUGGUUCUGCUCAUGGGCCUUCUGGAAGAUUACUUUGUCCCCCUGCACAACUUCCACCUGACCCCGGACAGCUUCGACCAGAAGGUCCACAACGUGUCCUUUGCUUUUGAGCUGAUGCUGGACGGAGGGCUCAAGAAGCCCAAGGCUCGGCCCGAAGAUGUGGUGAACCUGGACCUCAAGUCCACCCUGAGGGUUCUUUACAACCUAUUCACCAAGUACAAGGACAUGGAGUGACGGCGGGGCAGCAGAGACCACGGUGGGAACGUCCCCCGUGCCCCGCCUUCCAGAGAGGCAGGCACUGGGCGUCCCCUCCAAGCCCCCACCUUUUCCUGGUUGUCGCUCUCCACCUCCUUUCUGUGUAAUUUGAAAUGCAGGGUUCUAAACACCAGUUCUUGUGUCUGAGGCCUCCUCACCUGGGGUUCCACCGGUGCGAAGUGAGUGGUUAUCAGCUGGAUCAAAAAAUGAAAAAGAGAAAGCCCAUGGGAGGGGCGCCCCGCGUUCCAUUUGGUGGCACGAUUAGCCGUCGCAGGCGAUGAGAAAGGCACUGUCAGCUUGACUGUUCUGGGAGAAUCCCUUGGGAUGGCUCUGCUUGGAAGCGAAGCCUUUUUAGUCAAAAGUGUUUUGCAGUUUUAAUAAGUCCCAGAGGCUUUCGCUGUGACAGGAAUGUCGGCCGCGCGUUCCUGCUCCUUGGCCGCUCUGUUGUUUUCAUGUGGUUUUUGCAUAAACAUCUAAGACCCAGAUGACCUGGCUGCCACAGCCCACAGAGGGAAGGAUUUGCUGAAGGCAUUUCUUUAUUUCUUGCUACCCUGUGGGCUGGGUCAGAGCUGGCUCUAAAACGCAGCUUGAGACGACCCCUCCGGCAGUUUCCCAUCUCAGGGCCCCUGUUUGGGAAUGGACGCAUUUUUUAAAAACUUAAAAAGCAGUGUGUAUUCGUUUGCUCAGGCUGCCUUAACAAAGCACCCCUGACUAGAGGGCUUAGACAACAGAAAUGUAUCCUCUCACAGCUCUGGAGGCUGGAAGUUCUAGAUCAAGGUGUCAGCAGGGCCAGUUCCUCCUGAGGCCACCAUCCAUGUGUCCCCCUCACACGGUCAUCCCCACGGUGUGUGCCUGUGUCCUCAUCUCUUCUUCUUACAAGGACACUGGUCCUAUUGGGGUAGGGCCUAUCCCACUGACCUCAUGUAACCUUAAUCACCUCUUUAAAGACCCCAUCUCUAAAUAGUCGUGUUCUGAGGUCCUGGGGGUUUGGGCUUUAACAUGUGGAUUCUAGGGAUGGGGGGCAUGCAGCCCAUAAUGGGGAGAUGAGGUGUUUAUCUCACGCCUCCCAGAGCCUUGGCUUCCAGGGCCCCGUUGGCAUCUCUGCUUGGGGUGCCUGUAAAAGGAAAUGUUGAUCACUUAUUUACAUGCUGCUCACUCUCUGCUCACCUUGGCUCAGGAGAGAAAUGGGUCUCAGGUGGUUCCUGCACGGUGCCCCCCAAACCCCCUUCCCCAGCUCCCAGCUGGGGCUUUUAACAUGCUGACACCCUGGGAGGCCCCCUGCCAAUCAGCCUGCUUUGGGCCCUUCCCAUCUCUUUGAUUUUUGUCUUCCCGCCAUAGAUCAGAGCUGUUGAGUAACUUGUUCCUAUCAAAUUGAAUGCGAAUGCUCACGAUUUAGAAAAGAGUUUAAUAUUCUGUCUCUGCUUUGGCUGCUUCCAGGCUGGGGAUGGGUUCAGAAUAGCCAUUUUGAUGGAGGUGUUCUCCCAGCGGGGGAAAGAAGUAAUUAAAAUGGCAUUAAUGUUGUCUCCUGCGGGACGAGUGACGUUAAAGAACAGCAUUGACACAGUGACUGAGGGCGGGAUGUUCUGUCCCACUUCAUUUACUCACAUGGAGUCACAGCACCUGGGGCCAGUGGGCCCACCCGGUGGGCUGGUUCACAGGUGGGCUUGGCGAGGGUGUCACCGAUUUCUGGGGGCUGCGGCGGGGGAUGAAGGAGGCAAGGCCGGGAUUUGGAAAGAACGCAACCUCGGGGGUUUCAGCCCAAGGGGCCUCUGCCCAUUCCAUGCCAUGAAGGGGAGGAAAUGGGGGGCUCAGCUUCCCAGGGCAGCGAGCCCACUUAAGCCCUCCGUGUUUCAAGUGGGAGAGAGCAAGGAGCAGGAAGACGUGGGGAAGCCGUCCACGGCAGGGUUGCCUCACGCUGCUGACUGCUUGAGGCCAUGGCUCCGGCAGAGGAUGUUCUCUUUUAUCCAAAUUAUUUUUUUUCAAGUUGGUUCGAAGGCGUGGGUGUGCCUUCCGCAUACCAUCGAAGGAUGCCCCCCUGCUCUGUCCGCAUCUCAUUUUUUCUCCUUCACUGCCCAGUGUGGAUCAGAAUUCAAACGUGGCCUGGAUGGAUGUGUCAGGGGCCAGUUCCGAGGCAGAAGUUGGGUGACCUCUGCUGUGGGGAAUGUCUUCCUGGGUGAUUAGCCCAGUGUCCCUAUUGGCUUGGGGACAAUAGUUGUCUGGGCAUGAGUUCCAGGGUUAGGGAUGCUGGAGUGUCUUCUUGGGGUAGCUUGGGUUGCAGAAAAAACCCUUAAUUCCAGAAAGUUCUGAACCCUUUCUCAUCGGCUGACCCAAAUUUCCAGUGAAUUGUUUUCUCUGAAGAUGGACCCUCACCCACAGGAACUGAGCGGAAGCAAGAACAAGCUCUGUAAGCCGAGUGUGAAAUAUUUCUCUACUUUUAUCGUUUCUGGGCGUGUCACUGCCCCCCCUCCCAAUGGCCUGGGGGCACCUUGUUUCCUCUUUAACAGCCACACAUCACAUGCAUGCACCAGCCCGGCACCCAUGUGUGCUGAGGUCCUGAUGGGGUGUGACAAAGAGCUACAUCGUUUUAAAGCGGCUGAGUCCUCUUCACCCCUUUUGUGUGCUAGUAUUUUAUUGUCUUUUUAACUGUUUUAAGCAAUGUUUACUUUGGGUAUUAAAUAAAAGCCUCUCUAACCCUGGCCCACCCGGGAAGCGGACCCUUGGGCCCGCACGCUGCGCUGCAGGCCAACGCGUCCUAAGCCAAGCGCUCAAGUUAGCAAAAUACCAUGUGGUGUGAACAGCGUGCUGUUAUUUAUUGCAAUAAAGAACUCAUGA